AUGGUCGCCAGAAAGAGAGCAUACAACGUAAUAAACCGACUUGCUAAAGAACCAGAGAAGCUUAAGAUAUACGGUAACAUAAUCAACGACCAACAAAAUCGAGGUUUUAUAGAGAAGGUGGAGACCCCGGAUGAGACUACUAAUCGAAUACAUUAUAUUCCGCACCACCAAGUGAAAAAAUAUUCAUCGACUACACCAAUACGUAUAGUAUGUGAUUGCAGUUGUCGUCAAGAUUCAGAAUCACCCAGCUUAAAUGAUUGCCUUUCUUCUACACCGCCGCAGCUUAAUAAGCUAACAGAUAUACUUACAAGAUUCCGCUACGGGAAGUACGCCUUAACAACUGAUAUUGAGAAAGCAUUCCUCCAGAUUGGACUACACGAAGAAGACCGCGAUUCCACCCGAUUUUUCUGGCUUAGAGAUCCAAGCAACCCCAAGAGUGAACUUGAGACUUACAGAUUCAAGGUAUUUUUAUUCGGAGCGACAUGUUCGCCAUUUAUUCUUAACGCGUCAUUAUUGAAACAUUUAUCAACGGUUACAAGUGCUACAGUUGAGAUACUCAAGCGAGAUUUGUAUGUAGACAACGUACUUACAAGUGUUAAUACGGAAGAAGCCGCCUUAAAUUUCUUUGUAAAAUCUAGAGAACUCAUGACAAAUGCAGGAUUUAAUUUGAGAACAUGGAAGUCAAAUAGCAAUCAACUUAGCAACGAAGCUACAAAGGCAAACGUACUUGAUACGGAUAUCGAGACGAAAAUUCUUGGGAUGCGUUGGGAUGCGAAGUCAGACAUACUGACAUUUGCGAAAUUAAAUGAAGAUCGUAUAGAUAUUGAUGAUUCACAAGCGACAAAGAGAGAAAUAUUGAGUAAAUCAUCGUCAAUUUACGACCCACUCGGAAUUCUUGGACCAGUGACCGUAAGAGCUAAGCUACUGGUACAAACAUUAUGGAAAGAAGGAUACGAUUGGGACCAGGUGUUGCCUAGCAACAUAGUUAAAUCAUUGUAUGAAAUUUUAGAUGACAUCCGAGAUGUAACAGUUAAUACGAAAAUCGCACGACAUUAUUUCAACGAUCAAAAUGAGAACGAAAGCAACGAGAAAAUCACAUUACAUGUCUUUGUUGAUGCCAGCCAACGCGCUUAUGGAGCCAGUGCCUAA
Mytilus trossulus (common blue mussel) is the source of this 1149-nucleotide messenger RNA. RefSeq lists its product as uncharacterized. NCBI's taxonomy places the organism in Eukaryota, Metazoa, Mollusca, Bivalvia, Mytilida, Mytilidae. Bases 1 to 1149 code for a protein of 382 amino acids. The transcript has a single exon. The record is from RefSeq and is a predicted model, not a curated record.